Molecule: messenger RNA, 1588 nt
Organism: Gastrolobium bilobum
Lineage: Eukaryota; Viridiplantae; Streptophyta; Magnoliopsida; Fabales; Fabaceae
Exons: 7
Coding region: 138-1520 (460 amino acids)
Molecular function (GO): glycosyltransferase activity
Source: RefSeq, a predicted model, not a curated record
GAGAGAGAAGAUGCUAAACCAGGUUACAACCAUGUUUGCAAUUAGAGUUCGAUAUCGAAAGAUUGAGCGGAAACCCUAGAAAAAGAAAGAAAGAAAGAAAUAGAAUGCGAAAUUAGAGAUUGAAAAAACUGGGAAGAAUGGCGAAGCAUUCAAUGGCAAUGCCGAAGCAGAGGUGGACGCUAAUGUUACUGACAUUCUUGUCUGUCUCAACAUUGAUGGUGCUGUUCAUGAGACCCAGCAAUUCUGAUUCCUGCAACACUAAGCAUUUUGGAGCACAACACGAUCAGAUACUCUCCUCCGUUCCAAGUUCCAGUCCCCUAGAUUUAAUGAAGUCUAAGCUUGUUCUUAUGGUUUCGCACGAGCUCACUCUUUCAGGCGGACCUUUGCUGCUAAUGGAGUUAGCGUUUCUGUUAAGGAGCGUUGGUUCUGAUGUUGUUUGGAUCACCAAUCAGAAACCUGCAGAACCUGACAACGUGAUUUAUAGUUUGGAAAGUAAAAUGUUGGACAGAGGAGUCCAGGUCCUGCCUGCCAAAGGUGAAAAGGCUAUAGAUACAGCUCUUAAAGCUGAUCUAGUCAUUCUUAAUACUGCUGUAGCUGGAAAGUGGCUGGAUGCCGUUCUCAAGGAAAAAGUUUCCCAUGUUCUUCCAAAGGUUUUGUGGUGGAUUCAUGAAAUGCGAGGGCAUUAUUUCAAAGUGGAAUAUGUUAAGCACCUCCCUUUUGUUGCAGGUGCCAUGAUUGAUUCACAUACAACUGCAGAGUACUGGAAGAAUAGGACUAGGGAGCGUUUAGGGAUUAAAAUGCCUGAGACUUAUGUUGUACAUCUAGGAAAUAGCAAGGAACUUAUGGAAGUUGCUGAAGAUAGUGUAGCAAAGAGGGUUCUUCGUGAACAUGUUCGGGAAUCUCUUGGAGUGAGAAAUGAUGAUCUACUUUUUGCCAUCAUAAAUAGUGUUUCACGUGGUAAAGGGCAGGAUCUAUUUCUUCGCUCCUUUUAUGAAAGCCUGCAACUUAUUCAGGAGAAGAAACUCCAGUUGCCAUCUUUGCAUGCUGUUGUAGUAGGGAGUGAUAUGAAUGGUCAGACAAAGUUUGAAAUGGAACUGCGCAAGUUUGUUAUGGAGAAAAAAAUCCAGGACCGCGUUCAUUUUGUUAAUAAAACCCUGGCAGUGGCUCCCUACCUGGCUUCUAUUGAUGUUCUUGUUCAGAAUUCUCAGGCACGGGGAGAAUGUUUUGGAAGGAUAACCAUUGAAGCAAUGGCAUUUCGCCUGCCUGUACUGGGCACUGCUGCUGGGGGCACCACGGAGAUUGUGGUAAAUGGGACAACCGGUUUGCUGCAUCCUGUUGGGAAAGAAGGUGUGACACCUCUUGCAAAUAACAUUGUGAAAUUGGCUACUCAUGUUGAGAAGAGGCUGACUAUGGGAAAGAAAGGGUAUGAGAGAGUGAAGGAGAGGUUUCUGGAGCACCAUAUGGCACAUAGAAUUGCAUUGGUUCUGAAGGAAGUUUUACGGAAGGCUAGGCAGAAUUAAAUUAACCAGCUUAGGUACCUUACUGUUAAUUUGUAAAUUGAUUCCACAGUUAAAAAAAAAAAGGGUUC